UAUUCAACUCGCAAGCUCAAACUCAAAGAUAUAGAAAGUGUUGUCCUUAAUAGGUGAUCUAUAAUCAGUAAAAUGCCUGUCAAACCCGGUGUCGCGUCAAAAGGAGGUAAGAAAGCUGGUAAAAAGGCUGGAAUCGGUGGAGACAAGAAGCGAAGACCCAAACGUAAAGAAAGUUAUGCUAUCUACAUUUAUAAAGUUUUGAAGCAAGUUCAUCCUGACACUGGUAUUUCUAGUAAAGCUAUGGGAAUCAUGAACUCCUUUGUGAACGACAUUUUCGAGAGAAUAGCCGGAGAAGCUUCACGUCUUGCUCACUAUAACAAGAAAUCUACCAUCUCGUCACGGGAAAUUCAAACCGCAGUUCGUUUGCUUUUGCCCGGAGAAUUGGCAAAACAUGCAGUCAGUGAAGGAACAAAGGCUGUGACCAAAUACACUAGCAGCAAGUAAAAAGAUAAACUCUUAAAAAAAAACAACGGUUCUUUUAAGAACCACCAAGUAUUAGAAAGAAUAAGCAAUUUCGUUGCAAUUAUACUGUUUAUAGUCAGACACCCAAAA
Molecule: messenger RNA, 552 nt
Organism: Xenia sp. Carnegie-2017
Lineage: Eukaryota; Metazoa; Cnidaria; Anthozoa; Malacalcyonacea; Xeniidae
Product: late histone H2B.L4-like
Exons: 1
Coding region: 73-444 (123 amino acids)
Cellular component (GO): nucleosome
Molecular function (GO): protein heterodimerization activity; structural constituent of chromatin; DNA binding
Source: RefSeq, a predicted model, not a curated record